CCGCAGAUAAACACUUGGACCUCAGAUUGGAUCGAAUUUUACGCGGAGCACAGAUUGGGAUACCAGCUGAAGUUGGCUCGAGAACAGUAUGGGGAUUCAACCAUUUAUGAGAGAGGACAAAGGCUAGCAAAGAACCUGGGACCUUUAUUCAAGAAUGUUGUGAUAGAGCCAUGCUUGUUGCACGGAGACCUGUGGAGUGGGAAUAUCACAUAUGACAAGAAUGGUGAACCUGUGAUUCUUGACCCUGCAUGUUAUUAUGGACAUAGUGAAGCAGAAUUUGGAAUGUCAUGGUGCGCCGGAUUUGGAGGAGAUUUUUACAAGGCUUAUUUUCAGGUGAUGCCUGAACAACCCGGUUUUGAACAAAGGAGAGAUUUGUACAUGCUGUAUCAUUACCUAAAUCACUAUAACUUGUUUGGUUCUGGUUACCGCUCUUCUUCACUGUCCAUUAUUGAUGACUAUCUACGGAUGCUCAAUGUGUAGAUACUAGUUUUUUCAUUCUCUUCAUUUUCUUGUACAUGUAAAGCUUUGUCUUUCUCUAGCUACGACCAUUUUGAAUAUACCCCUUCCUUCUUAUAAAUGAGGUAUUCCAAAAUAGGUUGUUGUAUAAUCAGUUUGAAGCUCCUAGAAAUGUCAGUUCGUAAAGAGAGUAUAAGUUCCUUUAGGCAGGAGCUAACA
Nicotiana tabacum (common tobacco) is the source of this 675-nucleotide messenger RNA. NCBI's taxonomy places the organism in Eukaryota, Viridiplantae, Streptophyta, Magnoliopsida, Solanales, Solanaceae. The record is from RefSeq and is a predicted model, not a curated record.